This is a messenger RNA of Jaminaea rosea, 1664 nucleotides long. RefSeq names its product initiator tRNA phosphoribosyl transferase. NCBI's taxonomy places the organism in Eukaryota, Fungi, Basidiomycota, Exobasidiomycetes, Microstromatales. Gene Ontology annotation, molecular function: tRNA adenosine(64)-2'-O-ribosylphosphate transferase activity. Gene Ontology annotation, biological process: charged-tRNA amino acid modification. The transcript has a single exon. The record is from RefSeq and is a predicted model, not a curated record. Gene Ontology annotation, cellular component: cytoplasm. The coding region runs from base 195 to 1664 and encodes 489 amino acids.
CGAGGAGCAGGCGGCGAGACGGCAGCAGAAGUGAUGAUGAGGUGGAAUCGUCUGCGGACGGAGACGAGGCGGAAGGGCAGGUGGAGUUGGAUGCGUGUCCUCCUCGACCUCAGCGCGUUCAAUUUCACUUCUUGUCCCGGCCACACCAAGAGCAUCAAGACACAGGCAAGAUCGAUUCAAUACGCUCGGCGCUGAUGCCCUAUGCGGUACCAUUGACUACCGAUGACCGCAAGGUGCUGAGGCCCAUAGAGCGCAAUCCGUGGAACAGGCUGCAUAGCAUCGAUGAGGAUGCUCGCUGGGUGCAACAAGUCGUCACCGAGGUGCUUCGACCACGCCUGCCCGUCGUAGCCAAUCUGCGCUGCGGUGCGUGGUACGUCCCGUCUCCUCCUGAUGGGGCAAGGAGGCCUUUCUGCUACUUCAAGUCGACUGAUGGCCACGCAGGCGAAUGGUCCUUCAGCCUCAAGAGGCCCAACCUGGAGAUGCUGCAUUUGAUUCAGGCUCAAGGUGGAGCAGUCAUCGUCGACUCAACAAGGAGAGGCAAGUCAAUGCCUGAUGCGCUGAGCAAAACGAUUCCUAUAUGGUGCGCAGUCAUGAAUGAGGCGUCGACAAGGAGGCACGGCCAGCCGUCCAAGCUGGCAGACGAGGCGCCGCUUCCCUGGCCGUGCCGCAGCUUCAACCGUGGCAGCACGGGGCUGUUGACGCCUGCUCAUCAGGUUCCGCCUAGCGAACAUGCUCAGAUGGAGGAGCGCUUCGAGGGAUGGAUUGCAAGCCUGCUCGCUUCCGACCUGCCCAUUCUCAAACUCGACCGGCCGCUCGUGCCGUACUUCCUAACUCGCAGAGAAGAGGACCAUAGCCGCAGCGACAGAGCGGAGCUGCCUUCUACCGGUCUCCCUGUCAUCCUCAUCUCGGCCUCACGCAGGGUGGAGGCACCCACGCCCAGCGACGAUGGAUCCUACUACUAUACGCAAGGUAGCGGAGACGAUGAAGAGGCAUGGUCGCGCGGUCUGACACCAGACCUCUUCUGGCAGGAGCGUGAGAUGCUCCUGCGGUGCCGCAGAGAGGAGCUAGCAGGAAUGAUUGCGGAGAUCGUGCGUGGACGAACGGAGCGAUGUAGUAAGCAGAGGGCCAGCGACGUUCAAAUCAAAGGGACGAAGAUCACCCUUGGGAUCAGAGACGAACGGCAUGCCUUCAACGCAGAAGAGCGUGGGCGGUAUGCGCUGCUGAUUCACUGCAAUGGCAGCUUUGAGGAAGAGGAGCCGCCUUCAGUAGUCGUGAACUUCAAGAUACCACCCGGCAAAGCUGGUCUCAGCGCUCUCCGCAGCGGACUCAGUCAAGUCGUCGACACCGGCCGCGCGCCAACUAAUGGGGACAUCCUGAUCAUCGAUACGACAUUCAGCGAUGCGUUGCUAGCCUUUGCGGUCGCUCUUCUGGCCAGCCUCUACACAAGCGGGCGUCAAAGAGUCGCAGACGUCGCCGCACAUUGCCUCACGCUGAGCAAGGAUGACGUGCGGCGGAGGCUACAAUGGGUCCAGCACGAUCUGCCUGGCGCCAAUCCGAGCAGGGCAGCAAUGCAGCGCGUAGACGAAGUGGUCCUCCGCAGGCCAGGUGGAUCAGUAGGGACAGGCAGUGUGCAGGCAGAUGGCGUCCAGGUGGAUCAUACAUGA